AUGACUGUCACUUACUCCAGUAAAGUAGCAAAUGCGACUUUUUUUGGAUUUCAUAGGUUACUACUCAAGUGGAGAGGCAGCAUCUACAAACUACUGUACAGGGAAUUUAUUGUUUUUGCUGUUCUUUACACAGCAAUAAGUUUGGUGUACAGAUUGUUACUUACAGGAGCCCAAAAACAUUACUUUGAAAAAUUAUCAAUUUACUGUGACAGAUAUGCUGAACAAAUUCCAGUAACCUUUGUGCUUGGAUUUUACGUUACUCUGGUAGUGAACCGAUGGUGGAACCAGUUUGUGAAUCUGCCCUGGCCGGACAGGCUGAUGUUCCUCAUCUCCAGCAGUGUUCAUGGAAGUGACCAGCAUGGGCGCUUGCUCAGAAGGACUCUGAUGCGCUACGUCAAUCUCACGUCCCUGCUCAUCUUCCGCUCAGUCAGCACAGCUGUGUACAAAAGGUUUCCAACCAUGGACCACGUGGUUGAAGCAGGUUUUAUGACAGCAGAUGAAAGGAAAUUAUUUGACCAUCACAAAUCUCCUCAUCUAAAAUACUGGGUUCCAUUCAUCUGGUUUGGAAAUCUCGCAGCUAAAGCCCGGGAUGAAGGUAGAAUCAGAGACAGUGUUGAUCUACAAUCAUUAAUGACUGAAAUGAAUCGAUACCGCUCUUGGUGCAGCCUCUUGUUCGGUUAUGACUGGGUCGGAAUCCCGCUGGUUUACACCCAGGUUGUCACUCUUGCUGUCUACACCUUCUUCCUCGCCUGCCUCAUUGGACGCCAGUUUUUGGAUCCCACCAAAGGCUACGCAGGGCAUGACUUAGAUCUUUACAUUCCAGUCUUUACUCUCCUCCAGUUCUUCUUCUAUGCGGGAUGGCUGAAGGUAGCCGAGCAACUUAUCAACCCUUUUGGAGAAGACGAUGAUGAUUUUGAAACUAACUGGUGCAUUGAUAGAAAUUUGCAGGUCUCUCUUUUAGCUGUGGAUGAAAUGCACAUGAGCUUACCUAAAAUGAAGAAGGAUAUUUACUGGGAUGAUUCUGCCGCUCGACCACCAUACACACUGGCUGCUGCUGAUUACUGUAUACCCUCAUUUCUGGGGUCAACAACCCAAAUGGGGAUGUCUGAGUCUGACUUCCCCAGUGAGGAGUGGAUGUGGGACUUCCAGAAGCACGGCCACCGGCACUCUAUGAUAAGAAAAGUCAAGAGGUUCUUGAGUACCCAUGAGCACCCCACCAGCCCUAGAAGAAGCUUCAGAAGGCAGGCCAGCGACAGCUCCACACUCUUCCCCAUCAGCCCAACUCAUGAUCUGCUGCACGUGCCCUCCAGAAGCCCCCAGAGAGCCUCACAAAUGCGGCAGCAAUCCCACUCCCUGGAGGGCAGCCCCAAGCUGCAUUCCAGCAUGGGAGAACUGUCCACAAUCAGGGAGGCCAGCAGGACAAGCACCCUUCAGAGCCUGACCCCACAGUCCAGUGUGAGGGCCUCCCCCACCAAAAUGCCACAGGUGCCCCAGGUAUUGAUCACAGCAGCCGAAGUGCCAGUGCUCUCAUCAGAUGGCGAUCACCGUGAUUCUACUACCUCCAUCACUAGUUUUGAGUUUACCGGAGUUCAGCCAAGCAGGACAGAGCAGCAGGAAGACCUGGUAGGAUCACUCCUUUCCCACUCAGAGGAGGGGCCGCCUCCUUGGAGCCCUACCCUCCAGACUGCUUCAGCCAGUACUGAGACAAAUAAGUUCAAGUUUGAGGGAGACCCAGACAAUGACAAGUUCCUGAAAAGGUGGAGCCUCCCAGAGUUUCAGGGGUCCAGCCACACCUCUCUGGGAAAUCUAAGUCCACAUCCCAUGAGCUCUGGGAGGCCUCUCUUACUUGAAACAUGGACAUCCUCAGAGCACAGUGCAAUUAGCAAUGGGGCUGGCUCUCGGGUCUCUCCUGAGAUGUUGUACUUAAUGGAAAACCUAGACACCAAGGAGACAGAUAUCACAGACUUUAACAACGAGCAAAUGGAAGAAUCCCCCAAAGGAAUGCCACAAAGCUCUAGGACCUGAUUCUAGCCCAGACUCCACUUUGCCAAAGGCUCAGCACUAAUCCCAGAACACCCCUGGGGGCUGGUUAGCUUUCUGGGAAAAAAGGAUCCCACUGUAUAAGCUACUUAGAAAUUCGAAGGGCAUUAUGAUCUUAACUUUUUGAAAAUUUGGAAAAUCAGACACAUUCACAUCCAUAAUAAUGUGGCUUUCAUGGAAGUUAUACAGACCAUAGUUAAUUAUCUUAACUAGAUAAGAAAUCUUAUAUAAAUAAGUCUGACUGUAAAUUCAUACAUUAUGAGGUACGGAACGGGCCUUAGAAAUCAUAAUCUAAUCCUCUAGACACAAAA
This is a messenger RNA of Fukomys damarensis (Damara mole-rat), 2351 nucleotides long. It is a transcript of the gene Best3, whose product is annotated as bestrophin 3. The transcript is spliced from 9 exons. Bases 1 to 2025 code for a protein of 674 amino acids. NCBI's taxonomy places the organism in Eukaryota, Metazoa, Chordata, Mammalia, Rodentia, Bathyergidae. The record is from RefSeq and is a predicted model, not a curated record. Gene Ontology annotation, molecular function: chloride channel activity.